Messenger RNA from Alosa alosa (allis shad), 3064 nucleotides. RefSeq lists its product as uncharacterized. Bases 86 to 3064 code for a protein of 992 amino acids. NCBI's taxonomy places the organism in Eukaryota, Metazoa, Chordata, Actinopteri, Clupeiformes, Clupeidae. The transcript is spliced from 7 exons. The record is from RefSeq and is a predicted model, not a curated record.
CUAUUAUUAAACGCAUAGCCUACUUUUGUCAGUCUACAACCUCUUCUCGACGACCUCAGUUGAAAGUAAAAGGAUUUUUAAAAAAAUGUCUGAAAGAAGCCCUACCCAAGGUCAUCCUGCAGCCUGUCAAGAACACAAAAGAGUGAAGAUCAACAGAAGUAGCUCUGUUCACUGCGAUAUCAUUGCUGUCAUAGAGAAAUUAAGUGAUGAACAGUGGACUGUUGUGACAAGUGGAAUGCAGGAUCAGAUGAUGAGACUGGACUUUGUAGAAUUAUGCUUAGGCUUUAUUUCACAUUUGUCGAAAUCUACAUUUAAGAAGUUUAAACCAGUUGUUGUCCAAAUCAUGGACUAUGAUGCAACUUACUUGGAGGAUUCUCAGCUGCCUCAGAGCUCAUCUGAUGCUGCUGUAUUUAAAGGGUCUCCUUCAAAUUUACCUUUUGUCCGCACAUUACGUGGACAAAUUCGUCAGGAGGUCAAGAAGGCCUUCAUUGUGACUCUGGAAAGGAUUUCCCUAAGCACUCCACCCACUGGACCUGGUGCUGAUGGGAGAGGCCCAGCUCUUCAACUAGAGGAGGAGACCUUAAAAGUGCUCACCAAGAGACUGGAUGCACGGAUAUUGGCUGCCAGUGGCCUUUCUGGGGAAGAACAGCUCCUCAAAAAGGCAAGAGAUAUCACAAAGAAAGUGGUGAUUGCUGUUUUGACUCUCAUUGAGAGCUCCUGUCUCCAUUACGAGCAUCCUGAAGCAACCACUAUCCUGUUACAUGCACUGGCCAAGAAGACCAAACUCCUGGCAUCUUCAAAAGCCUCUAAAAGCACACUCCAUCCUGGCUUUUCCUUUGGCUCCAGCUCUUUGAAGAAGGUGCCUCCCCUUCUGCUCACCGCUGACUUUAAGACAAAGGCCACCAAAACUGUACUCCAUGUGCUUCUACAACAUGUCAAGUGUCCAUUUGUGGAUUGCACAGCCAAACAACCAAAUGUGUUAAAAGCAGAGAAGAUAGCAUCGCCAAAGAAGUGUGCUGUAUUACCCUACAUCGUUACAACAGAUAGUCUCACAACAGGCAUAGUUGGCACUGUUCUUGACAUCCUGGUUGCAGUGUCAGAAAUCGGUGAAGAGAGUAUUUCUUUGUCUGCCACCGACAUGUUUGGCAAAGUACAGCAUAAAGUCAAGCACUUUUUGAUCUUGCAUAAGGAAACUGGAAUGGGAAAUGAAAAGGGAAGUGGAGGUUCUCAGCCAUUCAAACAAAGCUCAAAAGCUGCUGGAGACAUGGAAACAGAAAUGAGUCUUGCAGCCACUGAAUGUGUUGACGAUGUGAUGCUCCAUCUGAAUGAAGUUCCUAGCACCAGGAGGGGAAAAGUAAAUGGUACAGGCAGUAUUGCUUCUUCCACUGACAAGAUAGGACCAAAGAAAAGUGCAAAGGAUUUAAAGUUAAAAAUAUGGGCAGCAAUUGAAACUCCACUUUCCUUAAGCGAUCAAUGCUGUUCACAGAAAGGGCUGUCAGAGGAGUGUUAUACUGGUCAGAGACAUGGCAAACAAGAUGCAGGACACAAGGAGAGGACUUCCCCAAGGGUCAGGCCCUCUCCCAAGAGGCCCUCUCCCAAGAAACCCUCAAAGGAUUUUCAUUUAACAGCAGGAAGAAAGAGCACAGUUUACUUUGAUAAACAAAGUUCAUGUGAGAAUGUACUUCCAGCUGAAACUCAUUGUGACAAAAUGGUGGUGGACCAUAACAACACUGAGCCGCAAACUAAAGAUGUUGUCAGAAAGGUUAUGACUCUGCGUAUUCAUGAAGUGAUCAGGAAGGAGCGUUCACAUUCACAGGACAUUGUUCUCUACGAAGAGGAUAUAGCACGUUCUCGCCCAUUUGCAUCUACUGUGGAAAUAACUCCCACCUUGACCAGGAUAACUGAGCCUGAGAUAGGGGUGGGUACACCAGUUGCUACUGCAUGGUCUGCUUCACAGAAGAAGGAAAAGUGCAUGUCACAGAAACCCUCUACUACAGCAAAGAGAGCUGAAGCUGAUGGAAUGGGCCAGGUUUUGGCAAAGUUGGAAUAUUUCAUUAACAAUGGAGGGCUUCGGCAGUUUUCCUUUGACCUUACCAAUCAGGUGUGUCAUCUACUGGAAAAGAACACCUGCCAGAGAUGCAACCUGCUGGCUGGCCGAAGCGUUUCCGACACAGAUCUACCAUCACUGCAGAGACGAAAUGAUGCAUACAUGUUAACUGAGGAGUCUGUGAAAAAGUUCUUGCAUCAGCUGCUGUUCCCAUCUUGCCCAUGUAGAGUGCGUGUCCCAGAGGACUUCAUCCAGGGAACCCCGAGCUCCAACCCCUGCAUGGCAAAGGAAGCACAUGGAAGCUGCUCUGGAGACUCUAUCUGUUCCUCUCAUGCCCUGGAUGAAACAACCAAAUUGCACUUGCUGAUAGACCGGCUGGUGAGCGAAACAAUGAGAGUGCUUUCUGAAAUAUUAGCAGCUUGGGCGCGGCCUCCUUGCUCAUGCCAGAGCAUACAUUUCAACGAGUUGGCAACGAAGCCGGAGGAAGCUGGAAUGGUGAUCAUGGCUUCCAGUGAGGUUGAACUUCCCAGCCCCAGCGCAGGCCAAAGAAGCAAGGUUGCUGCUUGCCCCAACAGAUCUUUUGAGGUGUCUGAUACUGACUGGGUUGACAUCAACCCAUGCACUGGAGAAGAGAGAAAGAACAUAAAAAAGAACAAAAAAUCAAAUGUGUCUAGGAGGAUCAAUGGAAAGCGCCUCUCUAAGAAAAAUGCUGUGUCCCCAAUGGUGCUGAUACAGGACACAAACACAUCAGCAAUAAAUCCACAAGAGGGUCAUUUGCAGGAGGAUCCUUCAUCUACAGCUACAGUUGGACAUAGUUACAAAAAUAACAAUGGAUCUACAUACAUUAAUUUGUCAGAUGCCUUUAUUCAAGGUCAGGGCAGCAAAGCACAAACCUCCACAUCCCAGACAGAAAAGGGCUCUGAGGAGAAAUCCAAGAAACAAAACAUUUUUGCCAGAUUCUUUUCAUCCAUCUCCAAGUCUGUACGGAAAUGCUUUAAAAAGUGCAGAAGAACCUAA